AUGCUACUAAAUGUAACGUCUUCACAAUACGUAAGCAUGCCUCAACCCAGAAGUUUGAAUGAAAUUGACAUGUCAGAAACUUUCGCUGGCUCAUCUUCAACUACAGACCCGAUUGCUGCAUCGUCGACCGAGACCGGAUCCUCAGUUACAACAAAAUUGCUUGGAAGUCUAGAAAGCUCGAUUCAGGACCUAUCAUCAACCGCAUGUAGUACGACUUCUUUGCGUAAUUACACUUCAAAUCCACAAUAUCUGGUUAACAAUUGCUCUUCUUCUGUCCAAAGCAAUAUCACUAUUGAUAGAGGGCUGCUAAGUUCAUUGAAGACUUUUACUUCUUCAAUCGUACCAACCAUACAGCCAUCGACAACUAAACUGACGACACCACUAUUUACAACAUUUGCUUCAACCUCUGCAUCGGAAACAUACUCCGUAUUUACCAGUGACAGCGCAGUUUAUGUCAUCUAUGACCAACAAUACAAAAUUACAGAACGAUCAACAACAUUCAACACGCACUUUCCGCAAACGUCUGUACUUAAAGAAUCAAAUCCUCCGUUAACUUUUACCAUUCCAUCCGAUACCAUAACCGGAGACGCUAAACUUUAUCAAUAUUUAUCUGGUGCACUAAAUACCCAAGACGGUUCAGAUACCAACAGUAAAAGGACGGGUGUUAUUGUCGGCUCUACGGUUGGAGUUGUCAUCGGGGUCGUAGUUGUAAUUUUUAUCGGAUUCGUAAUUAUUAGAAAUAGAAGAAACGUGAAAAAUCGUAGCAAAAAGGGCUUUAGCCAUGAUAUUGGCAAAAGAGUGAGUUGCGAUGAGGUAAAAAAGGGAGAAACACUCUCAAACCCGUUCCUAAAUGAACUUAAUUAUAAAGUAACAACCAAUAGCGAGAAUAAACGAGAUUCUUUUGAAAAUGGUAGAGAUUUACGCAGAGGUAGUUCCUCAGAUGGUUUAUACAUAGCACACCCUUAUUAUGGGAUGGAAGAUCAUGAAGCCGGACGAUUUUCAUACUUGUCGUCAUACAACGGAUCUACCGGAUCAUCCAUCGAGGAAACGAGUUCCAGUGCGUCUACUAUCACUCGGCCAAAUAUUCAACAAACGAAUAGCUUUUUGAGAGAAAUUAUUUAA
Molecule: messenger RNA, 1122 nt
Organism: Saccharomyces paradoxus
Lineage: Eukaryota; Fungi; Ascomycota; Saccharomycetes; Saccharomycetales; Saccharomycetaceae
Exons: 1
Coding region: 1-1122 (373 amino acids)
Source: RefSeq, a predicted model, not a curated record